Messenger RNA from Linum trigynum, 2734 nucleotides. NCBI's taxonomy places the organism in Eukaryota, Viridiplantae, Streptophyta, Magnoliopsida, Malpighiales, Linaceae. The record is from the annotation of a GenBank genome assembly.
AUGCGGGUCAUAUGGGUGACCCGCAAUCCACCCACCAUCCACCCACAUAAGUGCGGGUGGAAGAUUUAACAAUCCUCAAUCCACCCACAUCAAUCAUCCAUUGCAUACGGGUCGGAUUAUUUGCGGGUGAAUCGAUAUCAAUCCGCGGAUUAACCACCCACGUGCCCACCCCUUCGCCCCGCUUUGUCUUUGUGUCUUUGGCAUAUAGCUAAAGUCAACUAUGGCGCCUCUUUUUUCUUUCUUUCCUGUUUUGUCGCAUAAUCCAUCUCAAAUUUGGAUUAUGGCAAACACGCAUUUUAAUUCCAUGGCUCAUUUGAGACCGAGUUGGAGAUGUCCAAAGCGUUAGGAGGGCGUAUGCACCAAUCACAAAUGGCGCGUCUCUAUUGCCGAUUUCCUUCUUUCCCAUGCACGUGUCUUUACGUAGGCACCCUUUUCUUCUUUCUUCCCAUGUUACGCAUAAUCCAUCACCCUUUCUGCUCGGCCAAAAAGAAUAAUCCGUACCAAGGUGAAGUAUUCCACAUGACCAAGUCCUCAAAUGUAACGAUUUUUAAUUCUAUUCCAUAAACAAAUAUAGUCAAAAAUUGAACUGACAUGCAUAGCCAAAUAUAGUCAGCUUUCUCAGUAUAUAUACCUGGCUUCACUAACAUCAUAAGCAAGCAGACUUCAAAGUUGAAGAAAAUAACAGUACUGGCUAGGGCUGUCAUUUCGGUUGCCGGUUAGCGGUUAACCGGCCGGUCUAAUCGUUAACCGCCGGUUAGCGGCUAACCGGAAACCGAAAAAACAGAGGGACGGUCGGUUGACGGAAGGGAUCAGUGGUCAAGCGGUUAGCCGAGAAACCGAAGCCGGUUAACCGACUAACCGACGCUAACCGACCGAGACGAAACGACGUAGUUUUGCCUACCUCUUAAAUAGGCCAACUCCCCCCAACCCUAGCACUGCUGGCCUUCUUCUCCACUUUUCCCUCAACCCUCACCUCUGCCCGCCGCCUCUCAGACCUCUUCUCCACCUUCGGCAGCAAGAUCGAAGGCGCCCCCGCCGCCUCCCCUGCGCCCGCCGCAUCAUGCACCAUCCCUUUCAUCGCCCCCAGCCCCGCCGUCGGCGCCCCCCGCCGCCUCCCCUGCACCCGCCGCCUCCUCCCUUGCUCGGCGCCGACUCGGGCUCACAAACGGCUUCUCGUGAUCGGAUUGAUUCAUGAAGCGAAGGGGAGGUUGAGGCCUGAGGGCGCACAGCGGCGGUGAAAACCCUCGUCGGCACCGCCGACCGCCGCCUUCCCGAGACGCACAGCGGCGGUGAAAACCCUCGUCGAUGUUCUGCUGCGGCGUGGUCCGGGAGGUGGCGAGCCUGGAGCUGGGCCGGCGUGGAGGCGUACUCGGCGGCGGCAGCGGCAGCGGUGGCGUGGAGGCGUACUCGGCGGCGGGUUUCUCUGGAAAGGAAGAAGAUGAUCGAGAGAGUAGGGAGAGAUAGGUUUUCUGUGGAAAGGGAAAAGAAGAAUCGAGAAGUGAGGGGUUAGGAUUGAGUGGUGCAGCUUUUUUGUUUUUUUGUGAAUAAGGUGUUUUCCGGUUGGCCGGCUAACCGAGCCUAAAACCGAAACCGACCGGUCGGUUGGCCGGCUAACCGUGACACACCUCACGGUCGGUGGUCGGUAGUUAUAGGGGAUGGCUCGAUUUAACCGAUAACCGGGUUUUCGGUUAAACCGAAAUCGACCGACUGCCACCCCUAGUACUAGCUAUAACAUCCAACUUCUUCCAUAGUAAACACAGAUCUUAUAGCAUUUUUUCUGAAAGUCCACCAUGGGUAGGCCAUUUUGCAAUAACAUCAUUGUGAAGCGUGGUGAGCCAAUCAUGGUUUCACCACCUCAAGAGGAAAUCAAGGGAAAAGGUGUCUUCUCCCUCUCAUUCCUUGACCACAUUGUAUGUUGGGUACGUACCAUUUACGGGUUCAAGUCGAACGAGAGAGGGAACGAAAUGGCCGGCCAAGUGUUCAAAACGGCCUUGAGCAAACUCCUCGUUCAUUACUAUCCGUUGGCGGGUCGACUGACAGUCGUCUCACGAGAAAAGUUGGCCGUGAGUUGCUACGAGAAAGGUGUUGUUUUCGUGGAGGCUGAGGCUGACUUUGGAGAGAGGAUCCCAUGACUAAGGGGGGUCCUUAGUCACUUGACUAAGCCCCUCCUAGCCAUUAGAUCUAGACACUUCAAUCCAAUGGUUAAAAAGUGGGAAGGGCUACUUAAUUAAUGACAUGGGUAGUUUGGAUAUUAUGGAAAAUUACGAAGUAUACAAACCGAAUUUACAAUCAGUACAAACCAUACAAACAUACGAACAGUACAAACUAGAGCGACAAAACAUACAAACAGAUUUACAAACAUUACAAACGUAUGAACUGUACAAACAAUACAAACUAGACCGACAAACAAUACAAACCAUACAAAAAGAAAAAACAACCGGGUUGACUUUGGAGGCUCCAUCCCUAUAUAGAGGGGCUCCUUCCCAAAGUCAACCCGGGUGUUUUUUAGACAUACAAACAGUACGAACAUGGUGGACAAAAAUGACAAACUAUACCGACAAUCCAUACUAACUAAAAAAAACACCCGGGUUGACUUUGGAGGCUCCAUCCCUAUAUAGAGGGGCUCCUUCCCAAAGUUAACCCGGGUGUUUUUUAGACAUACAAACAGUACGAACAUGGUGGACAAAAAUGACUACCGACAAUCCAUACGAACUAAAAAAACACGCGGGUUGAC